Molecule: messenger RNA, 876 nt
Organism: Torulaspora globosa
Lineage: Eukaryota; Fungi; Ascomycota; Saccharomycetes; Saccharomycetales; Saccharomycetaceae
Exons: 1
Coding region: 1-876 (291 amino acids)
Source: RefSeq, a predicted model, not a curated record
AUGUUCGGUUCUACACGCUUAUUACUUUCAUUUUCAGUGAUACUGUCUUUACGCUUUGUUUUGCUGCUGGGUUUGACUGAGGCAAAGAAUAUAGUGGGCAUUGAGAACUUUCACGACGAAAGCGGCAGAUUGCACCGUCGUUUCUCCUCAGAUGACUCAAUACUGCAGGCUCGUGAUGCUAAAAGACUGCCUUUAGACAUUGACAAGGUUAUGGAAGAGAAUAGCAGAUUAUUCAAGCGUGACCCCAAGAGGCUACCUCUUGACAUAAACGCUAUCAUUGAGGAGGAGGAGAGGAUUGCAAAAAGAGAUCAAAUGAGAAGCCAAAAGGAUUUUAGCGCUGGAUCGAAGAACUUGCAUAUCGCUCCCGUUUCUCUGGAUUCUAAGCUGACGUCUAUGAAGGAGACAGCAGUGUUCUUCAGCUAUAUUAGAGAUGAUGUACAGUUAUCGGCCAAGUUGUGUGAUGAGAACGAAGACUUGAUCAUUAUAGCACCCUCAAACGAUGCUAUCUCUAAAUUAAGCAAGAAGCCUUGGGGGUUUCCUCGAGAUGUGGCAUCUUUGGAGGCCAGUGAAGCCACUGAAAGGGAAAUCGACAGUGCCAUCAGACGGAACAUUUUGCAAUUUGUAAGAUCUCAUGUGGUUGCUUACGAUGAAAGUCAUUCACUCGAUGAAUACGGACCUGGUUGCAUUACGCUUAAGAGUCUGGAAUUCGAAAACUCAUCUAAUCAAGACACUAAGGGAGAUAUCCUAUUGAAGAAACAAGGUGAUUCUUUUUAUGCGGCUUCUGUAGUGUCCAAAGAUUUUCACAAAGUUCAAAAGGUCGAGACUGCCGUCAACGGUGUUGUGCUGGUUAUCGACUCAUGCUUAGAGAAGCCAUGA